This is a messenger RNA of Knipowitschia caucasica, 1884 nucleotides long. NCBI's taxonomy places the organism in Eukaryota, Metazoa, Chordata, Actinopteri, Gobiiformes, Gobiidae. The record is from the annotation of a GenBank genome assembly.
AUGUCUAUGAUACAGACAGCCAAGAUGCGAAAGGACAGGAUGGAUGAAUAUCAGCCAUUGCUGGUUAAAGAUGUCAAAGUUACUUUGCCUAGAAGGCUUCCGAACAGAUCCCUGCUGAUGGCUGCUGGUGCUGCUUGUAUUGGUGGGACGUUUCAGUACGGAUACAACAUUUCUGUCAUCAAUGCACCAACCAUGUAUGUCCAAAGGUUUAUAAAUGAAACAUGGACAGAGCGGUACAAUACCAACAUCUCAGGAGACGUCCUCACGCUGCUGUGGUCGACAAUUGUGUCUAUCUUCACCCUGGGCGGACUGGUGGGAGCUUCUCUGGGUGGGACUCUGUCUGUAAAGCUGGGCAGGAAAGGAACACUACUGACUAACAAUGCAUUCUCAUUGAUUGCCGGUUUAUUAAUGGGCAUUAGUCGUUCCACCGGUUUCUUUGAGUUGCUCAUAAUUGGACGCUUUUUUAGUGGUUUGAAUGCAGGCAUUGCUAUCUGUGUUCAACCACUGUACUUGGGGGAAAUGGCUCCUACUGCACUCCGUGGAGCAAUGGGAAUGGGAACCUCCAUUUUCAUUACUGGAGGGAUUCUCACCGGACAAGUCAUGGGUCUGAGAGAAUUCCUUGGUGGAGAGGAGCAAUGGCCUCUCCUGCUCUCUACCACUUGCAUACCAGCCAUAGUUCAGCUCAUCAUCCUUCCUUUCUUUCCUGAAAGCCCCCGCUAUCUUUUGAUCGACAAAGGAGACACUGAGGGCUGUAAGAAAGCAUUAUGGCAGCUACAUGGAGAGAGAUUCUGUGAGGCAGAGCUGGAUGACAUUCAGAAGGAGAAGCUCAAUUUAGUAGGAGUUCAGGCAAAGAAACCCUGGGAGCUUUUCUCCGACCGCAGCAUGCGCUGGCAGCUUCUCACCAUCAUUCUGCUCAAUGCAGCUCAGCAGCUCAACGGCAUCAAUGCUAUAUACUUUUAUGCAGAUUAUGUGUUCAGACAGUCUGGCAUCCCGGAGGAUCAGAUACGAUAUGUGACAGUUGGGACUGGAGCUUGUGAAUGUCUCACUGCUUUGACCUGUGGAAUGCUUAUCGAAUGUUUGGGAAGAAAAGUGCUCAUCAUGGGAGGAUACAGUCUGAUGAGCAUCUUCUGCAUUUUGUUCACGCUCACACUCACUUUUCAAGAGGCCAGUCCGGUGGUUCCAUACUUGAGUAUGGCUUGUGUAUUUGCAUUUAUCCUCAGUUUUGGUCUCGGUCCAGGUGGCGUGACCAACAUCCUCACCACUGAGUUAUUCACACAAGCGACUCGUCCAGCAGCGUACAUCAUUGCAGGGAGUGUGAACUGGAGUAGCUUUUUCUUGAUUGGCCUUCUUUUCCCGUUCAUUGUGAUUGGACUGCAGCAGUAUUGUUUCCUUGUCUUUCUUGUGGUCUCCACUGCGGUUGUCACAUACAUUUUCUUUGUAGUUCCUGAGACCAAGAACAAAACAUUCCUUGAAAUUCAGAAUGAAUUUCAGUCAUCAAAAAAGGAGGAGAGCGAACGCAGGCGUGCGUACCACGCCGCUACAGCGCCCCGUCCGGACUCCUCUCAGGACGAGGAGUCUGUGAUUGACUGGGCCCCACUCGACCUUCCACCCGUGCCCGCGGAGUGGGGUGACUGUGAGGACGGAGAGAUCUCGGAGGUCGGCUCUCUCCUCACGCUGGACGAGGUGGUGUCGAACCCGGAGCCGGACCGCUUCCCGCUGGACCACAUGCCUGGGCUCUACUCCACUGCGGCGGCCAUCAUGGAUGCCCCCCUGCCACCGCAACCGACCCAGAAGGUGGAGGACUUCACCUCGGGUUACGAGGAGGAGGACACAGCUCACGUUGUGCCCGCGGAUGGACCCGAUCGUCCAUUACACGACACGUGA